This is a messenger RNA of Triticum aestivum (bread wheat), 1897 nucleotides long. RefSeq names its product transcriptional regulator ATRX homolog. The record is from RefSeq and is a predicted model, not a curated record. NCBI's taxonomy places the organism in Eukaryota, Viridiplantae, Streptophyta, Magnoliopsida, Poales, Poaceae. The transcript is spliced from 10 exons. The coding region runs from base 668 to 1783 and encodes 371 amino acids.
AAUGGCAUACGAUAUGCUCGAUGCGAUUAACAAUGGGAAGGAUUCCUGGAAAGUGAAGGGCACUAUGAUACAUGCCAAGGUAAUAAAACAUAUGGUUAACAAGUUCAGGCCAUUGAUCCAAGAAGGUUUAGUCUACAUGAUAGCAAAUUUCAAGGUUACAUCUGCCAUGAAUUUCCGUCCAGUUGAAGGCGACAAGAUUAUUAACUUCUUGCACACAACAAAAAUUCAAGAGAUUAAGGGACUUAAUAUCAGAAUAGCAGAACAAAGUUUCAUGUUUUGUAGCCACAAGAGAUGGCCAGAGGAUGUACUUAUCCGAUGUCAUUGGGGUAGCAAGUUAUAUAGGGAAUAUUGAAGAGACGGGGACAACUCAUGGGAUUUCCAAGAUUCGAGAUAUUGUACUUCGAAUUGAGGAUCAAAAAGUUAAUAUUAGACUGUGGGGCAAUAAGGUCGACCAAAUUGAUGAAGAUUCUAUGGUGUUGUCAUAGUAACAUCAACAACGGUCAGAAAACUGAAAGAGUACUCGCUGUCAUCUACAGGUGCGACCAAAGUAUAUAUCGAUUUGGAUAUCCCUGAAACAGCUGAGCUCCAAACGAGGUAUUGCUUGGAAGAUGAUAUCAUAGAGGAAACACGGCCGGAAGCCCACUUGCAAGGAACAAUUCAAGAACAAAUGCUCUAUAACAGAAAGACACUAAGAGAAAUAACUGAAAUUGCAUAUGAAUCUGAAAAACAGGAAAAGUUCUAUACUGCAGAAGCAACCAUUAAGUCAAUUGAUACAUCAGAUGAGUGGUACUACAUAGGAUGCGGCAAAUGUAACAAAAAACUACAAAAAGAAGGGAAUCACUUCUACUGUCCAAAAUGUGAGAAAGAACCUGAGAAGACAUGUCCAAGAUACAAACUUAAGCUAGAGAUAUGUGAUCAUACUGCAACAACAACUUGCACCAUGUUUGAGACAGAAGCAAAAAAACUGAUUAAGCAAUCUGCAAGAUUCUUGAUAGAUAGGGAUGACUGUGAUAUCCAUGAGCAGGCAGAAAAAUUUCAGAAAAUAUGUGGGCAGAGAUUGAUUUUUCAGUUCAGACUGAAUGACUAUAAUUUCAAGUACGGUUACCAAGAUUACACUGUUCAUAGAAUAUUUUUUAUGGACUCUGAAGAAGAUUCAUCGGUACAACACGUUAAUGUUGAACAGAACACUACGAAGGGCACUAAAAAGUCUAGGACUAGGAACACAUGUCGCGUUGUACAUUCUGAUGAAGAAUCAGAAGAGGAUAGCCAGGAGAAAGAUGAAUGCAAAUUCAAGGAAUCUAGCCCCAAAAGAAAGCGUACAAUAAGCAUUACUGAAGACGAAGAUUUCGAAAAAGAUGGAACUGAGAAUUAUUCAAAGACUAGCAUAAGGCUUACUGGUGUUGAUAAGGGAUCUAAGAAGAAAGGAAUUCAGAAUGAUAACCAUGAGCAAGUGAACAAAUUAUCACUUUCAAAAAAUAUAAAGCAAGAAUCAGAGGAUGAUGAACUCACUAUUGACCAGACUAAAAGGGGUAGGAGACGGAGCACAAGUCGUGCUGCACAUCUUGACGAUGAAUCAAAAGCUGAAGGUAGUCAGGAAAUAAACAAAUCCAAAUCUAUGGAAUCAAGCCCCAAGAGGAAGCGUGUUGUACGCAAAUGCGCCGGUGUUGAUCAGGAGCACAAUGAUUCAAGGCCUAGGACAAGGCUUAGUUGUGUCGAUAAAAAAUCACUGAGCAAAGGCAUUCAGAAGUCUGGUGUAUCAAGGACUCGAAAGACAAGCCGCUAAUCAGUGGAGAUCUGUUAAUUUAGGAUGUAGUACAAUAGAUGGGAGCAUCACAUUUGUACUUUAUAUGAACUUCGUCAUUGUUUAAGAUAUUUUUAAUAAACGUAAAGGCAUACC